AGUAUUCAAAACUUAACCCCACAAUAAAGUAAGGUUAUCAAAUGUGAAAAAAUCGUAUUUUUUGAAAAUGUUUAGAAAAAAACUGGUACAACAAAUACUAAAUUUGCAAUGCAGCUUAAAGCAACAAAAUAAUUUAAAAAUACUGCCUGUAACAAGGUUUAUUUCAUCAAGACACAUUGCUAGUUUGAAUGUUUAUCGACAACCCAGUUUGAUUGAAAUAAACAAACCAUGUAUGAGUUUUACGAGGGAAUAUGCAAAAGGAAAAGACAAGAAAAAAGAGAAAGGGAAAGGCAAAGUAGAAGUAAAUGAAAACCAAAUAUCGGAAGUUAUAAACCUAGACACUCUCAAAAACAACAUGACGAAAGCAGUUGAUAAUCUCAAAGAUGACUUUGUUAAAAACUUAUCGUUAAGAUCAACAACUGGUUCAAUUGAGUCUUUACCUGUAAAUAUCGACGGUAAACAACAUACAUUGCAAGAAAUAGCUCAAAUAGUAAGAAAAAACCCUAAAACGAUUGUUGUAAAUAUGUCAGUGUUUCCUCAAGCAAUUAAAGCUGCACUUAAAGCUAUAGAGAAGUCUGGGAUGAACUUAAAUCCACAACAAGAUGGAACCACAUUGUUUAUACCUAUACCUCCGGUAACUAAAGAACACAGAGAAGGUCUAGCAAAAAACGCCAAAGUACUUUUUGUUAAAUCAAGAGAUUCCAUAAAAGAUGUGCAAAAUAAGUAUAUAAAACAAAUUAAGAGAAAGGAUGGUGUUUCACAAGAUAUUGCAAGAAAUAUUGAACAACAAAUAAUUACAAUUGGGGAUGGCUAUGUUAAACAGGCUGAAAUAAUAUUGGAUAGCAAAAUAAAGGAACUUUUAGGAAAAGAUUGAGACAA
Molecule: messenger RNA, 879 nt
Organism: Brassicogethes aeneus
Lineage: Eukaryota; Metazoa; Arthropoda; Insecta; Coleoptera; Nitidulidae
Source: the annotation of a GenBank genome assembly